Messenger RNA from Sphaerodactylus townsendi, 6465 nucleotides. RefSeq names its product stabilin 2 (gene STAB2). Bases 216 to 5840 code for a protein of 1874 amino acids. Gene Ontology annotation, biological process: cell adhesion. The record is from RefSeq and is a predicted model, not a curated record. NCBI's taxonomy places the organism in Eukaryota, Metazoa, Chordata, Lepidosauria, Squamata, Sphaerodactylidae. Gene Ontology annotation, molecular function: hyaluronic acid binding. The transcript is spliced from 50 exons.
CCACCUAAGAGCAAGUUUUACAUGCUCUCCAUUCUUCACUUGUUUCAGGGAAAGGAGACGUGGAGGCAGAACAUCCAAGGGAACAUUUCGAAACCUCCAGUCUUACAUUUAAAUGUGGAUGAAUGUAGCCUGGCACAACUUUGCAGGGUUGUUGCUGUCUUUAAAAACUCGUGACUGAAUCAUUUCAAAGAAAAAAACUCAAAUCAUUUCUCAUCAUGAAGAACCACUUGGCACUUUUAUUCCUCAUGUCUUCUUUGGUUGCAAAUGCGUACAGUGUCAUGAAAGUCACAGAGCAGGGGAAGAACAAAUGUGAUGAAAAUACCUUUUUUACCACAAAAACCGAAUGCCAUCCUUGUUCUCUGAAUUUUGAUAUUCAGUGUCCUGAAGGUUUUACCAGAACAGCGAAUGGUUCUGGAACGCAGGACUGCAGGCUUGGUGUUCAGAUCAAGGGGGGGUCUACUAUCGCCCUCCUGGGAUGUCAGCAUACAUGUGUGAAGGAAUAUCAGCAACCUCAGUGUUGCCAAGGUUAUUGGGGACCAGACUGCCUAGAAUGUCCAGGCGGAGUGGGAUCACCCUGCAAUAACAGAGGCCAUUGCUCUCAGGGCAUUACUGGGAACGGAAUCUGUACCUGCCAGAAAGGAUUUUCUGGAGUUGCUUGUGAAACAUGGGAUAAAGAUCUGUUUGGACCUCGCAGUAUGUCAGCCAUCAACCCAUGUUUGGAACAGGUCUGUGAUCCCCAUGCUGAGUGCACCUACUUUGGACCCAGUCGUCAUACAUGCACAUGCCAGAAUGGCUUUCAAGGAGAUGGCCACAUUUGCACUCCAAUAGAUCCUUGCCAAACAAAAUCUGUACAUUGUCCUACAGAGUCCACUGUCUGUAAAUAUGAUGGUCCUGGAAAGGCCCACUGUCAAUGCACAGAACAUUUCAGCAACUUUGUACAUGGAGAAGGAUGCCACGUGACAGACAUCUGUGCAUCUAACAAUCCCUGCCAUAAAUAUGCAACGUGUACAAUGAUUGCACCAGGAAAGACUCAGUGUGCUUGCCGAAAGGGGUAUGGAGGCAAUGGAUUUGUAUGUUACAGAAAUAUCAUGGACCAAAUCAGAGACAUGAACUCUAAGGCUGGAGGACAGUGGCAAGGAAAACUAACAGCUGCUAUACAGCUCUUUGAAUAUGCCUAUGCACAUCAGCUGAGUACACAGGGACCGUUCACGGUGCUUGUUCCAACAGAUGAAGGUUUCAAAGGAAACAACACAGGUGCAAUUACAGUGCUGCUGACAGAUAUGUCAAAUCUAACUGUCUUUGUGCCUUCUCAACGAGCAAUUGAAGACAUGGACCAAGAUGAGAAAGCUGUUCGUAUGUCAAGAAACAACAUCCCAGCCCUAAUGAAGUAUCAUAUAUUAGAUGGAGCUUACACAGUUGAUGACCUCCAGAACGUAUCUUUGUCUGACGAUCUGCAUGAUGGCAUUCUCCCACCAUCGAGAGGAAAUGGCAACCUCUUUGCUGGAGCAAACAUUGUCACUGGUGAUAUUGUAGCCACAAAUGGAAUUAUACACAUUAUUGAUAAGGUUCUUGCACCCCACAGAGGAGUGAGAUCCAUACCACCAAGACUUCUUGUCCGUUUAGCACAGAUGCCAGACUACUCCAUUUUCAUGGGAUAUAUUAUUCAAUAUAAAUUGGCAAGCGAAAUAGAAGCAGCUGGUACUUAUACCAUUUUUGCCCCGGACGACUAUGCCAUUAAAAGUUACCUCAAGAGUAAACAGAUGACCUCUCUGGAUGAAGACCAAAUCCGGUUCCAUGUUCUUCUAGAGGAAAAGCUCUUCAAGAAUGACUUGCAUAAUGGGAUGUUCAGGGACACCAUGCUUGGAUUUUCAUUUAGAGUAGGAUUUUUCAUCCAUAAUGCUCAGCUCUAUGUAAAUGAAGCACCUAUAAAUUAUCCAAAUGUUGCAACUGAGAAAGGAAUAAUCCAUGGACUGGGAAAAGUGAUGGAAAUCAAGAAGAACCGAUGUGAUACCAAUGAUACAGUGAUAAUAACUAGAAGCUGUUUGCCCUGUAUAUUCACCCGCGGCUGUCCUCUUGGAACUACAGUGGUGGAAGGGAGCAAACAAAUCUGCCUCUACUACAAACCUUUAGCGCGCUUAUUGGAAAAAGGAUGCCGCGUACAAUGUGCUAAGACUGUAAUUACCAGAGAAUGUUGUGCAGGUUUCUAUGGGGCACAGUGUGAGCCUUGUCCACAAGUAGCUGGAAAUAUUUGCUUUGGGAAUGGAAUUUGCUUGGAUGGCAUCAAUGGCACAGGCUUUUGUGAGUGUGAAGUGGGCUUCAAAGGACUGGCCUGUGAUAGCUGCAUUGACGGCAAAUAUGGCAUCAACUGUGACCAAGACUGUGUCUGCAUCCAUGGGAAGUGCAGCAGUGGCAUAAAAGGGGAUGGCUCUUGUGAAUGUGAUGUUGGCUGGAGAGGUGUGAAAUGUGAUACAGAAAUCAAAGAUGAUAGCUGCAACAAUACUUGUCACACCAGCGCUAACUGCCUUCUCAGUCCUAAAGGGAUAUCAUACUGCAAAUGUGCUUCUGGCUUUAAAGGGAAUGGCACACAUUGUACAGCCAUUGACGCAUGUGAAAUCAGCAAUGGAGGUUGUUCCAAAGAAGCAGAAUGUAGACGAACCACUCCAGGAAACAGAGUGUGUGUUUGCAAAACAGGUUACACUGGAGAUGGAAUAGUCUGCCUUGAAAUUAACCCCUGCAUAACAAAUAAUGGUGGAUGUGACAAAAAUGCAGAAUGCACUCAUAUUGGACCCAAUCAGGCAGUAUGCAACUGUUUGAAAGGAUAUUCUGGAAAUGGCAGUUCAUGUGCUUACAUCAGUUUAUGUUCAAUUAAAAAUGGUGGUUGUGGGGAAAAUGCAUUUUGCAAUGAUACUGAAGUAACUGAAAGGACCUGUACAUGUAGACCCGGUUACAUUGGUGAUGGAUUUACUUGCAGAGGCAGCAUCAUCCAGGAACUUGAGACGGGUUUGAACAUUAGAAUUAAAUAUCUUCUUCGGGAUUCUGGUGUCCAAGCUUUAGAAGGGCCGGGCCCUUUCACUGUUUUUAUACCCCAAGAGAAAGCAAGUCAAUUGACAAUUUACGACUGGAUCACAAAAGGUGUGUUCCCCCAGAUCCUUCGCUACCAUAUAGUAGCCUGUAGCGCACUUCUCUACAACGAUCUGACAACUGAUAAAAACGUGACUACUCUCCAUGGAGAACAACUCAAGAUCACUUUCUCACAGAAUUCAGUAUUUUUAAAUGGCAAAACUAAGAUUUUAACUAGCGAUAUAAUAAGCACAAACGGAGUCAUACAUACCAUCGAAAACUGGCUGGUUCCACAGAAGAUUCAAGAUUUUCCAACUUCUAAGCCAAAAACUGAGAGGGAAAGUCUCAAAAUGGUUGCAGCAAAAAAUGGCUACAUCAUGUUUGCAAAUUUGCUAGAGAGCGCUGGCUUGUUUAGCUUCCUCAAUGAUCCUGCUCACCAACCAGUCACCUUGUUCUGGCCCACUGACAAAGCCAUCAGAGCUCUGCCUGCAGAACAGCAGGAUUUUCUAUUUAAGAUGUCGAACAAAGAGAAAUUGCAGCAGAACCUGAAAAUCCACAUCAUUAGAGAUGUCAAGAUUUUAGCCUAUGCCCUCCCUACGUCCAGUUUACUGACAACAGUUCAAGGCUUUGAUCUCAGUGUGACGUGUGGUAAUAAUAACAAUGAAAUUGGUGAAUUGUAUAUCAAUGAUAAGAGCUGUAAGAUAGUGCAAAGGUAUCUGGAGUUUGACGGUGGCGUUGCUUAUGGGAUUGACUGCUUGCUAACAGAUCCUAACCUUGGAAGUCGCUGUGACACUUUCCUUAGUCAUGAUAUUUUGGGUGAGUGUGGUAGUUGUUUCAGAACUCUAACAUGUCCUGAUGGAACUAAAUUAAAGCAGCCGUACCCAUGUACUUAUAAAAGCUAUGGAAAACUCCACGAAGGCUGUCAGAGGAACUGCUCUGUGUCUAUCAGGGUGCCACAAUGCUGCAAGGGCUAUUUUGGGAAUGACUGUCAAGCCUGCCCAGGAGGGUCAGAAGCUCCAUGUAGCAGCCGUGGGUCAUGUGAUGAGGGAUAUUCUGGUACAGGACUGUGUACCUGUUACGGUGGCUUCAAUGGGACUUCAUGUGAGCUUUGUAUGCCCGGAAGAUAUGGCUCAGAUUGCAGAUUCUGCCAAUGCACAGAGCAUGGACAAUGCGAUGAGGGGAUUUCUGGAUCAGGACUAUGUGUCUGUGAAACUGGAUGGACAGGGAAGUUAUGCGAAACCAAAUUAGAUGCAGUGCCAGAGUGUUCACCCAGCUGUUCCGUUAAUGCUGUGUGCCAGGCCCAAAACAUCUGCCAAUGUAAACUAUAUUAUACUGGGGAUGGAAUCACUUGCUCAGCUAUAAACUUUUGUAAGGUAUCCAAUGGUGGCUGUCACAAGAAUGCAAGAUGCACUCAAUCUGGUGUGAAUGUCAAUUGCACAUGUCAGAAAGGAUACAAAGGAGAUGGCCACAUCUGCACCGCUGUUAACCCUUGCACAGAUGGGCUCAAUGGUGGUUGCCAUGAACAUGCUAUCUGUACAAAAACGGGGCCUGGUAAGCGCAAAUGUGAAUGCAAAGAUAACUACAUUGGGGAUGGAAUCGACUGUGAAGUGAAACAGCAACGAGGGAACCGAUGUUUGCAAGAUCAUGGACAAUGCCAUGCUGAUGCUGAUUGUGUAGAUCUUCAUUUUGAGGAUGCAAGAGUUGGGGUAUUUCACAUACGUUCUCCAUUGGGACAGUAUAAACUGACUUACGACGAAGCAAAUAAAACCUGUGCAGAUGAAGGAGCAACACUAGCUACAUACACUCAGCUCUUAUAUGCCCAGAAGGCAAAGUACCACUUAUGUGCAGCUGGCUGGUUACAGAAUAGGAGAGUAGGCUAUCCAACGGCCUUUUCUGCCCCUAAUUGCGGUGGAGGACUGGUUGGGAUUGUUGACUAUGGAAUCAAAGUCAACCAGAGUGAAAGAUGGGAUGCCUUCUGCUACAGAGUCAAAGAUGUUAAUUGCACUUGCAAAAUUGGCUAUGUGGGUGAUGGAUUUACAUGUACUGGAAACCUGCUUCAAGUCCUUGUGUCUAUUCCAACAUUUGCAAACUUUGCCUCGAAGGUCCAUACUUAUUCAAAUACCUCAAGAAAAGGUCAAGAAUUCUUGAAAUACCUCACAAAUUUGUCAAUUAAGGCUACAUUGUUUGUGCCAGACAAUGAUGGGCUGAAGAAAAAUGAGACACUUUCUGGAAGAGACAUUGAGUACCAUUUGUCCAACGUUAGCAUGUUGUUCUAUGAAGACCUGACCAAUGGAACUACCCUUCAAACCAGAAUAGGGAAAAAGCUUUUAAUUAUACAUGGUGAAAACCAAGAAAAUCAGGCCUCAGUUGCCAAAAAGAGGGCAAUGAAGUAUGUGGAUGGCAGAGCUAUCCUUGGAUGGGACAUUGUCGCUUCCAAUGGGAUCAUCCAUGUCAUUGCAGCACCUCUGAAGGCUCCUCCUCUGCCCCCUGCAUUCUUACAUCUUGGAACAGGAAUAUUCUUUGUAGUUCUGCUCCUCAUUGGAAUCAUUGGCCUUAUCGGAUAUGCAUACUUCAGAUUUAAGCGAGGCGAUAUUCACUUCCAGCGUUUCAAGCAAAACAAUGAUAUUGACGUAACUACGCUGGACAGAGCCAGAACUUCAAACAUCACAAACAUUAACUAUGAAGGUUCAACAGUUUCACCUCCAGUUCUUCCUUAUGAUCAAUUUUCAGAUUCUGAUGUACAGGAGCUGGUGACCGAUGACCCCCCUGCAAAGUUGUGAUGACUUCAUCAGAAUGAAUGUGUUUGAAUGUGAACUACAAAGCACUAAAGAGGAACUUUCGCUCCAAAAUGAGGAGCCUUUCAAAACUAUGGAGAAAGGCUUUGUUUCCCUAAAAACAUAUUUUGCUGCUUUUAUUAUACCGUGACUGCUUUCCCCAAGUUCAAACUGUUCUUCAGGAUUGCUAUUCGUUCUUACCUUUUGGAUAAGGGGUUCUGAAUAUAGAGUUCUAUGGUGGAGAAGUAAUUACAAUCAUAUUUUAAUUAUCUUUUUACCUAAAAUAAAAACCUACAGUGUGACCCAGAUUUAUUUAGUUUUGCCGAUAUCCUCCCACCUGCACAUACUAGAAACAUUACUAAACCCUGGUUUUUUUUUCUUUGUAUAUGAUGGAGUUUUGAAAGCCAAAAGCCACACAUUAAAUUCCUAUGGAAUGCCAAGCUGUAUAUAUUAUGAGCCCAAUUUCACUUUCUCUGUUUAUCAAGUGCUUCUCCUGCUGUAAUGAACAUCAUGUAUUAUGACUCUGAUACCACUUAAGUCAAAAGAGUAGUCGAUACAUUUUAUUAUGGUGUAAAUUCCAUGACAUGAAAAUUUUCAUAUAAAAAAGUAUGUGCUUUUUUUUGCUUAACAA